AUGUGGGAUUGCAAAUGGAAGAACAAGUCGACAACCGGGGAGGCAUGGGUGGAGUUUAUGCAGCUUUUGGCACUGCUGAGGGACACCAAAAUGAAGACGGGUCAAUAUGGGUGGGGUUGGCACUCGGAAAAUACGUCGACUUUUACAGAUAAACCUAUACUACUGGACUUGGGUUUGGUUAAGUUGAAUUUGUCCAAGAAUAUGUAUUCUAGUCCACUUGAUUUUGCCUCCGAUGUUCGGUUGGUGUUUGAGAAUGCGAUGCUUUAUAACCCCAAGACGGAUGAGGUUCAUGGAAUGGCUCAUCAGCUGCUAUCCUAUUUUGAGAUGCUUUUUAGACCGAUUCAGGCGAAAUUGCCUACUGAUCAGCGUGUGAAUGAGUUUUCUACGCCUGAGAGAUCCAAGAAGCCAAAAUUUAGUGACCCGGUUGCUCCUGUUUUAAACAAGAAAAAUCACUCGACUACAUCUACACCGAUCGUCCCACCUGUUGUUCAGCCGCCUAUGCGGACGCCAUCGCCAAUGCAGGUUGCGAAACCAGAACCAGAACCAGAACAGAUCAAACCGUCAUCAACUGCGACACAAGGAACUGUGCCGAAGUUGCCCAAGCCUAGAGCCAAGGAUCCGAACAAGAGGGACAUGAACAUGGAAUAG
Helianthus annuus (common sunflower) is the source of this 648-nucleotide messenger RNA. RefSeq names its product transcription factor GTE2. Lineage: Eukaryota; Viridiplantae; Streptophyta; Magnoliopsida; Asterales; Asteraceae. The record is from RefSeq and is a predicted model, not a curated record. Bases 1 to 648 code for a protein of 215 amino acids. Gene Ontology annotation, molecular function: protein binding. The transcript is spliced from 2 exons.